CGCGAACGUGUGUGUGCGGUGUUAUGCCGGACGCGAGGGAGGCGACCGCGACGGCCCCUCUGUUUAUUGUCCCUCUCGGCGCGCGGAUGUGAGCGCGUCGGGGCUGCGGCGCGGCCGACGAAGCGGCCUGUGAGGCAGCGGCAGCGGCAGCUACGACGGCGACUUGGGCUCCCCGCGGGGCCGGCCUCCGCCGAGCGUGAGGAAGGACAAGGCGCCUCCGCGUCCCGGCCGCCCCCGGCCGCCCGGGGCUCCCCGGCCGCGCUCCCCGCCCGCGCCCCCGGGCCUCGGCCCCUCAGCCUGCGGCGCCCGCGGGCGAGAGGAAGCCCCGCCGCGCCCCGCCGCCGCCCGCUGCGCGCUCGCGCCGCCUCGCGCUUCCUCCUCCGCCGCUUCUUCCUCAGCGGCCGCGCUAGGCCCGGGCGACGCGGCCGCCGCGCCUCGAGUUUGAGGGCGCCGGGCGGCGCGGCCUCCUCGGCGGGCUCGGCCGGGCGUCCGCCCCGGGUCUCGGCGAUGGGGCGCGGGGGACGGCGCCGCUAGGAGCUCGGAGAGCGGAGCGGUCGGCGCGGAGCGGCGGGACCCCACGGCCCGCGGGCGGCGGGAGCGGCGGCCUCGGGGCCUGGGAGCUGAGGCGCCCGCCAUGGCCAAGGCGGGCGGCGGCGGCGCGGGAGCCGGUGCGGGCGGCGCCGGCAACGGGGCACUGACCUGGGUGACUCUUUUUGAUCAGAACAAUGCUGCAAAGAAAGAAGAUUCAGAAACAUCAAACAAAAAUGAUUCUUCAAAGAAGUUGUCUGUUGAGAGAGUAUAUCAGAAAAAGACACAGCUUGAACACAUUCUCCUUCGUCCUGAUACAUACAUUGGAUCAGUAGAGCCAUUGACACAGGUAAUGUGGGUAUAUGAUGAAGAUGUAGGAAUGAAUUGCAGAGAGGUUACCUUUGUGCCAGGAUUGUACAAGAUCUUUGAUGAAAUUUUAGUUAAUGCAGCUGACAAUAAACAGAGGGAUAAGAACAUGACCUGUAUCAAAGUUUCUAUUGAUCCUGAAUCUAACAUUAUAAGCAUUUGGAAUAACGGGAAAGGCAUUCCAGUAGUAGAACACAAAGUAGAGAAAGUUUAUGUUCCUGCUUUAAUUUUUGGACAACUUUUAACAUCCAGUAACUAUGAUGAUGAUGAGAAAAAAGUAACAGGUGGUCGCAAUGGCUAUGGUGCAAAACUUUGUAAUAUUUUCAGUACAAAGUUUACAGUAGAAACUGCUUGUAAAGAAUACAAACAUAGUUUUAAGCAGACAUGGAUGAAUAAUAUGAUGAAGACUUCUGAAGCUAAAAUUAAACAUUUUGAUGGGGAAGAUUACACAUGCAUAACAUUCCAGCCAGAUUUGUCCAAAUUUAAGAUGGAAAAACUUGACAAGGAUAUUGUGGCCCUUAUGACCAGAAGAGCUUAUGAUUUGGCUGGUUCGUGCAAAGGAGUCAAGGUCAUGUUUAAUGGAAAGAAAUUGCCUGUAAAUGGAUUUCGCAGUUAUGUAGAUCUUUAUGUGAAAGACAAAUUGGACGAAACUGGAGUGGCCCUGAAAGUUAUUCAUGAACUUGCAAAUGAAAGGUGGGAUGUUUGUCUCACAUUGAGUGAAAAAGGAUUCCAGCAAAUCAGUUUUGUAAAUAGUAUUGCAACAACAAAAGGUGGACGUCAUGUGGAUUAUGUAGUAGAUCAAGUUGUUGGUAAACUGAUUGAAGUAGUUAAGAAAAAGAACAAAGCUGGUGUAUCAGUAAAACCGUUUCAAGUGAAAAACCAUAUAUGGGUUUUUAUUAAUUGCCUUAUUGAAAAUCCAACUUUUGAUUCUCAAACUAAGGAAAACAUGACUCUGCAGCCCAAAAGUUUUGGGUCCAAAUGCCAGCUGUCAGAAAAGUUUUUUAAAGCAGCCUCGAACUGUGGCAUUGUAGAAAGUAUCCUGAAUUGGGUGAAAUUUAAGGCUCAGACUCAGCUGAACAAGAAGUGUUCAUCAGUAAAGUAUAGUAAAAUCAAAGGUAUUCCCAAACUGGAUGAUGCUAAUGAUGCAGGUGGCAAACAUUCCCUGGAGUGUACACUAAUACUAACAGAGGGAGACUCUGCCAAAUCUCUGGCUGUGUCUGGAUUAGGUGUGAUUGGGCGAGACAGAUACGGAGUCUUUCCACUCAGGGGAAAAAUUCUUAAUGUACGAGAAGCUUCUCACAAGCAGAUUAUGGAAAAUGCAGAAAUAAACAAUAUUAUUAAAAUAGUUGGUCUACAGUACAAGAAAAGUUAUGAUGAUGCAGAAUCUCUGAAAACAUUACGCUAUGGAAAGAUUAUGAUUAUGACUGAUCAGGAUCAAGAUGGUUCUCACAUAAAAGGUCUGCUUAUUAAUUUCAUCCAUCACAAUUGGCCAUCACUUUUGAAGCAUGGUUUUCUUGAAGAGUUUAUUACUCCUAUUGUAAAGGCAAGCAAAAAUAAGCAGGAACUUUCCUUCUACAGUAUUCCUGAAUUUGAUGAGUGGAAAAAACAUAUAGAAAACCAGAAAGCCUGGAAAAUAAAAUAUUACAAAGGGUUGGGUACCAGUACAGCUAAAGAAGCAAAGGAAUAUUUUGCUGAUAUGGAAAGGCAUCGUAUUUUGUUUAGAUAUGCUGGUCCAGAAGAUGAUGCUGCCAUUACCUUGGCAUUCAGUAAGAAGAAGAUUGAUGACAGAAAAGAGUGGUUAACAAAUUUUAUGGAAGAUCGGAGACAGCGUAGGUUACAUGGCUUACCAGAGCAAUUUUUAUAUGGUACAGCAACAAAGCAUUUGACCUACAAUGAUUUCAUCAAUAAGGAAUUGAUCCUUUUCUCAAACUCAGACAAUGAAAGAUCUAUACCAUCUCUAGUUGAUGGUUUUAAGCCAGGCCAACGAAAAGUUUUAUUUACCUGUUUCAAGAGGAAUGAUAAACGUGAAGUAAAAGUUGCUCAAUUGGCUGGAUCUGUUGCUGAAAUGUCUGCUUAUCAUCAUGGAGAACAAGCAUUGAUGAUGACUAUUGUGAAUUUGGCUCAAAACUUUGUGGGAAGUAACAACAUUAACCUGCUUCAGCCUAUCGGUCAGUUUGGAACUCGACUUCAUGGUGGCAAAGAUGCUGCAAGCCCUCGUUAUAUUUUCACAAUGUUAAGCUCUCUAGCAAGACUGCUUUUUCCUGCUGUUGAUGACAACCUGCUUAAAUUCCUUUAUGAUGAUAAUCAACGGGUAGAGCCUGAGUGGUAUAUUCCCAUAAUUCCUAUGGUUUUAAUAAAUGGUGCUGAGGGCAUUGGUACUGGAUGGGCUUGUAAACUACCCAACUAUGAUGCUAGAGAAAUUGUGAACAAUGUCAGACGAAUGCUGGAUGGCUUGGAUCCUCAUCCCAUGCUUCCAAACUACAAAAACUUUAAAGGAACAAUCCAAGAACUUGGUCAAAACCAAUAUGCAGUCAGUGGUGAAAUAUUUGUGGUGGAUAGAAACACAGUAGAGAUUACAGAGCUUCCAGUUAGAACUUGGACACAGGUAUACAAAGAACAAGUUUUAGAACCAAUGCUGAAUGGAACAGAUAAAACACCAGCAUUAAUUUCUGAUUAUAAAGAAUAUCAUACUGAUACAACUGUGAAAUUUGUGGUGAAAAUGACUGAAGAGAAACUAGCACAAGCAGAAGCUGCUGGAUUGCACAAAGUUUUUAAACUUCAAACUACUCUUACUUGUAAUUCCAUGGUGCUCUUUGAUCACAUGGGAUGCCUGAAAAAGUAUGAAACUGUGCAAGACAUUUUGAAAGAAUUCUUUGAUUUACGAUUAAGUUACUAUGGUUUACGUAAGGAGUGGCUUGUAGGAAUGCUGGGAGCAGAAUCUACAAAACUUAACAAUCAAGCCCGUUUUAUUUUAGAGAAGAUACAAGGGAAAAUUACCAUAGAGAAUAGGUCAAAGAAAGAUUUGAUUCAAAUGUUAGUCCAGAGAGGUUAUGAAUCUGACCCAGUGAAAGCCUGGAAAGAAGCACAAGAAAAGGCAGCGGAAGAGGAAGAAACACAAACCCAGCAUGAUGAUAGUUCCUCUGAUUCAGGAACUCCUUCAGGCCCUGAUUUUAAUUAUAUUUUAAAUAUGUCUCUGUGGUCACUAACUAAAGAAAAAGUUGACGAGCUGAUUAAACAGAGAGAUACAAAAGGGCGAGAGGUCAAUGAUCUUAAAAGAAAAUCUCCUUCAGAUCUUUGGAAAGAAGAUUUAGCAGCAUUUGUUGAAGAACUGGAAAAAGUGGAAGCACAAGAACGAGAAGAUGUUCUGGCUGGAAUGGCAGGAAAAGCAAUAAAAGGUAAAGUUGGCAAACCGAAGAUGAAGAAACUUCAACUGGAAGAGACCAUGCCCUCACCAUAUGGGAGAAGAAUAGUUCCUGAAAUUUCUGCUAUGAAGGCAGAUGCCAGCAAAAAGUUGCUGAAGAAGAAGAAGGGGGAUGUUGAUACUACAGCAGUAAAAGUAGAAUUUGAUGAAGAGUUCAGUGGGACACCAGUAGAAGGGACAGAAGAGGCGUUGAUCCCAUCAGCUCCUGUAAAUAAAGGUCCCAAACCCAAAAGAGAGAAAAAGGAGCCUGGUACCAGGGUGAGAAAAACACCUACCUCAUCUGGUAAAGCCGGCACAAAGAAAGUGAAGAAACGGAAUCCUUGGUCAGACGAUGAAUCCAAGUCAGAAAGUGACUUGGAAGAAACAGAACCUGUGGUUAUUCCAAGAGAUUCUUUGCUUAGAAGAGCAGCUGCCGAAAGGCCUAAGUACACAUUUGACUUCUCGGAAGAAGAGGACGAGGAUGCUGAUGAUGACGAUGACAAUAAUGAUUUAGAGGAAUUGAAAGUGAAAGCAUCUCCUGUAACAAAUGAUGGGGAAGAUGAAUUUGUUCCUUCAGAUGGCUUAGACAAAGAUGAAUAUACAUUUUCACCAGGCAAAUCAAAAACUACCCCAGAAAAAUCUUCACAUGACAAAAAAAGUCAAGAUUUUGGGAAUCUCUUCUCAUUUCCUUCAUACUCUCAGAAGUCAGAAGAUGAUUCUGCUAAAUUUGACAGUAAUGAAGAAGAUUCUGCUUCUGUUUUUUCACCAUCAUUUGGUCUGAAACAAACAGAUAAAGGUCCAAGUAAAACGGCAGCUGCUAAAAAAGGAAAACCAUCUUCAGAUGCAAUCCCUAAGCCCAAGAGAGCCCCCAAACAGAAGAAAGUAGAGACUGUAAACUCUGACUCAGACUCAGAAUUUGGCAUCCCAAAGAAGACUACAACACCCAAAGGUAAAGGUCGAGGGGCUAAGAAAAGGAAAGCGUCUGGCUCUGAAAAUGAAGGUGAUUAUAACCCUGGCAGGAAGACAGCCAAAACAACAAGCAAGAAACCGAAGAAAACAUCUUUUGAUCAGGAUUCAGAUGUGGAUAUCUUCCCAUCAGACUUCACUUCUGAACCACCUUCUCUGCCACGGACCGGUCGGGCUAGGAAAGAAGUAAAAUAUUUUGCAGAGUCUGAUGAAGAAGAAGAUGUUGAUUUUGCAAUGUUUAAUUAAGUGCCCAAAGAGCACAGAAACAUUUUAACAAAUACCUUGUGUUGUCCUUUUGUCUUUUCUGUCUCAGACUUUUGUACAUCUGGCUUAUUUUAAUGUGAUGAUGUAAUUGAUGGUUUUUUAUUAUUGUGGUAGGCCUUUUAACAUUUUGUUCUUACACACAGUUUUAUGCUCUUUUUUACUCAUUGAAAUGUCAUGUACUGUCUGAUUGGCUUGUAGAAUUGUUAUAGACUGCCGUGCAUUAGCACAGAUUUUAAUUGUCAUGGUUGCAGACUACAAACCUGCUUUUUGAAAUGAAAUUUAAACAUUAAAAAUGGAACUGUGUUUUCUGUCUCUUUCCUGAACAUGAAACUGCAGUAAAAGGCUCCCCACACACCUUUAAAAUAAAUAUAUUUUAUUCUUUGC
This is a messenger RNA of Talpa occidentalis (Iberian mole), 5908 nucleotides long. RefSeq names its product DNA topoisomerase II beta (gene TOP2B). The transcript is spliced from 36 exons. Bases 635 to 5506 code for a protein of 1623 amino acids. Gene Ontology annotation, biological process: DNA topological change; sister chromatid segregation; resolution of meiotic recombination intermediates. NCBI's taxonomy places the organism in Eukaryota, Metazoa, Chordata, Mammalia, Eulipotyphla, Talpidae. The record is from RefSeq and is a predicted model, not a curated record. Gene Ontology annotation, cellular component: nucleus. Gene Ontology annotation, molecular function: DNA binding; ATP binding; DNA topoisomerase type II (double strand cut, ATP-hydrolyzing) activity.